GAGCAGCUCAUCCGUUGGGCAAAGCACCUUCAGCAUUUGACCUCUCCCGGGACCAGCCAUGAUUCACAGCCUCUUCCUCAUAAACUCCUCCGGAGACAUCUUCUUGGAGAAACACUGGAAAAGCGUGGUCAGCCGCUCGGUUUGCGACUAUUUCUUUGAGGCUCAGGAGCGGGCUUCGGAGGCGGAAAACGUGCCCCCUGUGAUCCCCACCCCUCACCACUAUCUCCUAAGCGUUUACCGACACAAGAUCUUCUUUGUGGCGGUGAUCCAGACGGAAGUGCCCCCGCUUUUUGUCAUUGAAUUUCUUCACCGGGUUGUGGACACUUUUCAGGAUUAUUUUGGGGUCUGUUCAGAAGUUGUCAUCAAGGACAAUGUGGUGGUUGUCUACGAGGUACUCGAGGAAAUGCUGGACAAUGGCUUCCCGCUGGCCACUGAAUCUAACAUUCUGAAGGAGCUGAUCAAGCCACCUACCAUCCUCCGGACAGUCGUCAAUACCAUCACAGGAAGCACUAAUGUGGGUGAACAGCUCCCUACAGGGCAGCUCUCGGUGGUUCCCUGGCGCCGGACAGGCGUGAAGUACACCAACAACGAGGCCUAUUUUGAUGUGAUCGAGGAAAUAGACGCCAUCAUCGAGAAAUCAGGUUCUACAAUCACGGCCGAAAUCCAAGGAGUGAUUGAUGCGUGUGUGAAACUGACGGGGAUGCCGGAUCUUACUCUCUCCUUUAUGAACCCCAGGUUGCUGGAUGACGUCAGCUUCCACCCCUGCGUCCGCUUCAAGCGCUGGGAGUCGGAGCGGAUUCUCUCCUUCAUUCCUCCCGAUGGGAACUUCCGCUUGCUCUCGUAUCACGUCAGUGCUCAGAACUUGGUGGCCAUCCCUGUCUACGUGAAACACAACAUCAGUUUCCGGGACAGCUCGCUGGGCCGUUUUGAGAUCACCAUUGGGCCCAAACAGACCAUGGGGAAGACUGUGGAGGGGGUGAUGGUUACCAGCCAGAUGCCGAAGGGUGUCCUGAACAUGACCCUCACGCCGUCUCAGGGGACGCACACCUUUGACCCUGUCACCAAGCUGCUGACGUGGGACGUUGGAAAGAUCAACCCGCAAAAGCUACCGAGUUUGAAGGGGACGAUGAGCCUCCAGGCCGGAGCUUCCAAGCCUGACGAGAACCCCACCAUCAACCUGCAGUUCAAAAUCCAGCAGCUGGCCAUUUCUGGUUUGAAGGUGAACCGCCUCGACAUGUACGGCGAGAAAUACAAACCGUUCAAGGGGAUCAAGUACAUGACCAAGGCCGGGAAGUUCCAAGUCCGGACCUAGGAGUGCCUAUCCCUGAGAGAAGACUUGAGUGCACCCUCACUUCCUGCUCCAUCUCUUCUCCCAUCUUUCUCUGGACUGCUCCUUGCUAUGAGUUCGAUUGGGGCAGGUAUUUUUCCUGAGCUGGGCGACAGUGGCACACCUGCCUUUGCUACCAUCAGAAGUUCUCAGGUGGGCUUCAAGACCAGGAGGGAGAAAGAGUGACCUCCGUCCAGGCUUGCCAGCUGAGUCUCUACUUCACAAAGUCUCCAGUACAUGCAAAGGCUGCGCACGUCUCUCUUGUGCGGCUAGCGUUUUCUUGCGUCUUUGCUGGAGCAUCCACGUUUUAGAGGUUGAGGGCAGAAGGAGGAGAUGUCAAGGGCAGCGGUCCUGAUUACAUUUCAUCUUGGAACGCCCCUGAUGUGUUGACCGACAACAAGAGACCUCUGCACCCCAUACGGCCUUGCUAAGAGCUAGCUUAUUUUUGAAUCAGGGCAGAGGGUGAGCAGAGAUUAUAGUUUUCUUGAAGAACUGAAAGUAUGAGUGAGGCACUUCUGUAUAUUGGGAAUAAGUACAUGUCAGCUGUUGCCUCCGAUAAACAGGUUCGGCAGGUUGGGGGAUAAUGCUUUCAAAAAGCCUGCAAAUCCUGUUUAGCCGAGAGAGGAAAGUGGGACAAAAGAUAUGAGUGCAGAGGCCUCUGGCAAGCCAGUCCAUUAUCAUGUCAUCUCUGAACAGCUGCUACCUACUUAGAUUUCUUUGCCAGGCAGGCUUCAUACAGAAUAUGUAUUCAAUAUUUGUAAGAAGUGAGGUCUGGCUAAAGAAAGGGGUGGGGCAGGAUGCUGGGCUCUUAAAGGCAGGGCAGUUUUAACUGUUAGGCUGCAGCUUCUUUCUCCUGCAUGCACUCCUGAAUAUCCUCUCUUAUGUCCUGUUGCUUCUAUACAAGUAGAUUGUCGCUCUGUGUGUGUGUGUGUUUAUGUAUGUUCUGAUCUGAACUUGUACCAGUUGCCAUGCUGAGGGUUUGGUUUGGUUUCCUUAUUGAAACGUAGUAGAUCUAAGUUGGCUUUGUUGGCAUGAUUGCCUUUCUUUGAAAUGAAGCCAGAGAGCAUGGGAACAUGGAAAAGAGUCUCCUGCGUCAAAGAAGCACCGGUGGAUGUGUUACGGUGUGCAAAUAGCCCACACAUGGUGACUUGGCAGCUUUUUAAAAUGGUGGUGUAAAUUGUUUUGCUUUUGCAGAACUAUAGCGGGUGGAAAUCAGCUGCUGUGCCACCCUUUGUUUGGAAGAUGUGUAUCUGUUUCUGGUCCCUAGGAUGUAGAAAAGGACACUGAGCCACACCUACUGCUGCUAGUCAAGUUUUUAAGCAGACGGAAUUUCCUCAACUCUGAGGAUAUGGGUCGUUGUCAGUAGCAAGAGAAUUCAGGAAUGUUGUACUCCUUUGGGGUCAGCCCUUUUUACACAGCCCUUUACACAGCUUGGAAAUGUCGCCUAUUUUUGAGACUACAGCUUCCCGAUGGAGUCCCCAAAAGUCGCUUCCAAGGUUUGCUUUUGAAUGCAGUGGACUUAUUUUUCAGUAAAGCAUGUUUAGACAUAACCAUUCUUAAUGGCAAUCACACCAAGUUGCCCCUCUUUACAACUUGCCUUGUGGUAAACUAACUUGUGCGUCCUAAAAGUGAAAACAAAACUACACCUCGAUUUCCUCUGUUUUGGGUCUCUUUUUGUGUGCUCUAGGCAAACUGCUUGACUUUUAAAGUUAAUAUAUCUUGUGUAUAAGCAAUAGUGCUUCCCAUUGUUAUAAACCAAGAAAAGUCACAGACAGUUUAAAUGCUACUCUGAGGAGGGAAAAGGAAGUACACUGGAGACAGCAUGGUUACUGGCCAGUCGGUGCUAAUCAUAUUGGGUUUUCCCUAGAAAUCUGUCAAAGAUUCUCUCUGGGCUUGUCUCCAUGAGGGAAAAAUUGAUGUGAUUCUCAGGACAGCAAAGGUGCAUGCAUAACACUUUCCCGAAGCAUAAGGUUUAUAUCCGUCCACCCAAAUUGACUUGCAAAGCUAACCCUAUUCCUUAGAGAGCAUAAAGAAUGUCUAGGAGUUACCGUUAAUGAGUGUUUUGUUUCAGAGCACAGCUGGGCAGCGGGCAGCCCUCGAAAUGUUGCUAGAACUAACAACUCCUGCCAGCCUCCCGCCACCAUGGCCAUGGGUGAGACGGUAGGGGUUGUCGUCUGUCAGCCUCUGGAGGGCCACAGGUUGCCCGUGACCCACUUGAUGCUGCCUGACUUUGAGCCUCAGAAUACUGUUCCGUUGAAUAGAACAGCACUCUCUCGAGCAGUCGGUUCAAUCCUGGUGCAGCCGCCGCGUGGCCUGGACAGAAUCUGUUCAGCGCAAGGGGAGAGAAUUCUGUCUGUGUCUGAAGAUCUCAAUAAAAACACUUUUAAACUUGGUCAUAAGAGUUAUGAUGGAAAAA
This is a messenger RNA of Pogona vitticeps (central bearded dragon), 3743 nucleotides long. The record is from RefSeq and is a predicted model, not a curated record. Lineage: Eukaryota; Metazoa; Chordata; Lepidosauria; Squamata; Agamidae.